Messenger RNA from Bradysia coprophila, 808 nucleotides. Its product is annotated as Cuticular protein 47Ea. Gene Ontology annotation, cellular component: chitin-based extracellular matrix. Lineage: Eukaryota; Metazoa; Arthropoda; Insecta; Diptera; Sciaridae. Gene Ontology annotation, molecular function: structural constituent of chitin-based larval cuticle. The record is from RefSeq and is a predicted model, not a curated record.
CCACCAGCAAAUAUAAUAUAUACUCUGUUCAGGUGUUGGAUACAGUGUACGUGCACAGCGUUUUCAAGUGGAUAAACAAAUUGUUGAACGACAAUUUUUCUUGUGCGAAAUUAUUACAGUAUUUAAGUUGUUUAAGUGUUAAAUCAAAAAAAUAAAUUUGAAAAAAUGAAGAUUGUAUUAGUCAUUCUCGUUGUCAUCUCCAUUGCCAAUGCUCAAAUCAGACCCAUUGGAGUGUCGUCAAGGGACCGUGACGCUGUCAUACUUAAACAAGUAUAUGAACCAAACCCAGAUGGUUCGUAUGUAUACAGUUAUGAAACCAGCAACGGAAUCCGAGCUGACCAACAAGGAUACCUUAAGAAUCCUGGUACUCAAGUAGAAGCUCAGGUCAUGCAAGGAAGUUACAGCUAUACCGGCCCUGAUGGCAUUGUUUACACAAUUACAUACAUUGCUGAUGAAAAUGGAUUCCGCGCUGAAGGUGCUCACAUCCCUACACCACCACCAGCAAUUGCUCGCCAGGCACCUCGUUUUGGAUUUAAAUAAAGAUUUUUUUUCGAAAUUAAACUGCCAGUAUUCCAAAUAAGAUACCAUAGCGCCAACGAAUCGAUAUUAUAAAAUGCGCCUAUCAUUUUAAUCUAAAAAAAGUUCUUUUCCACAUCGACAUUUAUUUCAUAUUUAUAUCAAUUUAUGCAUUACUAUUACUGUGAUCUUUUCCUUAAAAUCAUCAACAUUAUUAUAAACGUAUACGAAAGCGAAAUUCUACAUAUUGUAAAUAAAUGAAGAAAUAAAAAUUGAAAUUUGUUCAGUAAAA